Ilex paraguariensis (yerba mate) is the source of this 570-nucleotide messenger RNA. The record is from the annotation of a GenBank genome assembly. NCBI's taxonomy places the organism in Eukaryota, Viridiplantae, Streptophyta, Magnoliopsida, Aquifoliales, Aquifoliaceae.
CUGUCGAAGAACGAUAACAAUUGUGGGAGGAUUGAGAGGAUUUUGAAGGUACAUAACAUGCAACAAACCCUUGCUCAAUUUGAAGAACAUAGAGAAAUAGUGAAGAUCAAAGCCAGCAAACUGGCCAAGAAGCAUCCUCGUUGCCUAGCCGAUGGGAAUGAACUAUUGAGGUUCCAUGGCACUACUGUUGAAUGUUCCCUUGGCAUGAAUGGUUCCUCUAGCCUCUGCACUUCCGAUAAAUGCAGCGUUUGUCGAAUUCUAAGGCAUGGUUUCUCCACCAAGAAGGAAAUCAAUGGUGGAGUUGGUGUUUUUACGACGUCCACGAGUGGAAGAGCAUUUGAAUCUGUAGAAGUUUAUGAUGAUUAUCCCUUUCUAAGGAAGGCAUUGAUAGUAUGCAGAGUCAUUGCUGGGAGGGUACAUAGACCAUUGGAGAAUAUUCACGAAAUGGCGGGUCAAGCAGGAUUCGAUUCAUUGGCUGGCAAAGUGGGUGUCUACUCCAACAUUGAAGAACUGUAUCUACUCAAUCCCAGAGCUCUCCUUCCUUGCUUUGUUGUAAUUUGCAAACUAUGA